UAAUAUGGCUGCCACCAUGGUUUACGCCGGCUCCGCAUAAGUGAGUAGUUUCCACGUAUUUUUUGUGAGUGGACAGUCGUGGCCAUGGUUUCUGGCAAGGAAAUAAGCUGCCCUGUAACCAACUGCACCUCGGGCAGAUAUCGUCAAGGUCCUCCUCAACGAGUAUUCGAACACGUACGAAGUAACCAUCAAUAUGAAGAACUACCGUUGGAUUUUCGUAUGGAACACUCCCUACAGCCCUGCAAAUUCUGCUGCAAGCCGUACGUCACAAAGAAUCCCUCUAACGGCAGCAAUCUUCUGGAUAGACACAUGAAGCGUUGCCCAAUGCGUCAAUCAGAUCUAGACAGUCACACAGCUACGUCUUUCGAGUCUCCCCUGUCGCCAGCUUCAUCAGACACUUCGUCCUGCUGUAAGGACGGUACAUCAUCUGACGCUGUUCAAAAUCCAGUUCAAUCUGCGAUUGAUUGUUCGUCACGUGAUCCAACUGAGCACCCGGAUGGAUGGACCUUCCUAAAAGAGCUUGAAGUUCAUGAAAUAAGCAAUCACAGUGUUUAUUCUGUUCGUCAAAUCAAGCCGUAUUUGAAAGAAUCUUUUGCUCUAUGUUGUGCCUUGCCCUUGAAGCUUCUUGAGGAAGAUCCCCAGAAUGAGUCUGCAUGGAAGCUGCUUCUUUUGAUCCCAAGAUUGCUAUUACAACCAGAGUCACGAGGAGGCCAAUCAGGAAAGAAAGAUAUCGAGAGAAGAUUCAGAUUAUUCAAAGAAGAGAGAUUCGGAGAGCUGUUUCAACUCACAAAGAUUACAAGACACAAACAAAAUCAAGGAAUUUUGGAUCAGGAGACAGCCCAGGAUAUGCCACUCAAUCCUUGCCUUGUUCGUUCUGUUAGAAAUAAGAUCAAGUCGGGCGAAAUCUCAAGAGCGGCAAGUCUAUUAACAAGCUCCGGAGUUGCUGAGGACUCGGAUGACACCCUAAGAAAGCUGGAAGCAAAACACCCAGAGCGUAGGUCCGUCUCAACUAACUUUCAGCCAUACUUUCCACACAGUUUACAACCUUUACAGAUACCAACUGAAACAUUCAUCAAGUCCUUACGAGAUUGCCCCAAUGGGUCCAGCUGUGGGAAUGAUGGGUGGAGGUUUGAGCACUUGAAAGUGUUAUUGGAGUCAGAUCUAACCUGGACUUCUCUCUACAAUAUUUGCAACAUCAUCCUUGGCGGUCAUGUACCUGAUCCGAUAAUGAAGGCAUUAGCAGGAGCUAAAUUGAUUGCUCUCAAGAAAAACGAAGUAGACGUACGUCCUAUUGCAAUUGGCAACUGUAUUCGACGACUGGUGGCCAGAGCAGUGUGCUCUCAUUUGAAGAAGGAGAUGGCAGACUACCUUGCACCUCAUCAAUAUGGAGUGUCAACACCUGGAGGAGCUGAGGUUAUGUCUCACCUGAUUCAAUUGUGCUCACAACAAGAUGAAAACUCUGUCAUUUUGAAAGUUGAUGCAAAGAAUGCUUUCAACACCAUUAGUCGUGACAUCAUUCUGGAAGAGGUGGCAGUCCAUUUUCCACAAAUCUAUCCAUUUGUGGCAAAAUGCUAUGUCAACUCCACCCCACUGGUAGUGUCACUAAACGGCCAAGAUACUACUAUUCAAUCGGUGGAGGGUGUGCAGCAGGGUGACCCCCUUGGACCAUUUCUCUUCAGUCUUGCUCUGCACUCUGUCAUCUCGAAACUCUGCGUCAGGCACCCAACGGUUUUAAUUCCUUGUUACCUUGAUGAUGCCACAAUCAUUGGGCCCAAGCAAGAUGUCAUCUCUGCCUACCUUGAGAUGAAAGACCGACUAGUCAACAUCGGAUUAGAUUUGAGAGAAGAUAAAUGUGAGGCUUACAGUCCUUCAGGAAUAGCUGAUUGGGUUUUGUCCAUACCCAUAAGAGACGAAGGAUUGGAAAUACUGGGCACUCCAAUAGGAUCGGAUUCCUUUGUUAGGGAAAAGUGCAUAGAGACAGUAAAGUGUGAAAGAGACUUUCUAGCAAAGUUGCCUCUCUUGGAUGACAUGCAGUCUGGAUUACUACUUUUACGGUAUUGUGCAGUUCCCAAGAUUACUCAUCUUCUUCGAACUGUUCCACAUUCGUUGAUAGCUGAAGCUGCAGAACUGCAUGAUACCAUGAUAGUCAAGGCUUUCGAGAACAUCAUAGGAUGUGGUGCUCUCAAUGCUCUGGAAUGCUCACAACUUCGACUUGACAUUCAACAAGGAGGUUUUGGUCUUCGGUCUGCAAAGCAUUCUGCGUUUGAGGCUUUUCUUGGAGGUUGGUCCAACACUCUAGGUCAUCUCCCUCAUCGUGAUGGUCGUCUGAGUAGUUUGUGUGAUGGCCUCCUAAGAGAUCACGACAAAGAUCAGCCUCUAGUUCUCAGUGAAUUGACAAGUGCCCUGGCAAAUCUUCACCAGCAGUUCGACGAUACUCGAAAAGUGUUAUCAUGUAUAUCAAAACUUCCAGAUGCUCCAAAGAAACUUCAAGGAAAACUUCACCAAGCCAAGAAAGCUGUUGAGUUCACCCAGGUUUUACAACAAUGCACCAAUAGUUGUGAGCAAGCCCGAAUACAAGGUUGUGGUGGUCCAAAUUCUGGGGCUUGGCUGGAUGCGAUUCCGAGUACGCAUCAUUUUAUUCUCGGCAAUGACAACUUUGUCAACGCUGUUUGUCUGCGACUCGGUAAAGCCAUCCCGUGCUUGCAUUCUUUGGACCAGUGUGUUGCUCAGUGUGGUCAGCCCAUAGACAUUGAAGGAUACCAUGCCAUGACCUGUAAGUGGGGUGGAGGCCCAAUCAAACGACAUGACAGUGUACUCGACUGCUUUUACGACAUGUCCAAAUCUCUUGGAUUCCAUUGUCGCAAAGAGUUGACAGCGCAAUUCGAGAAUAAGCAACGUCCUGACAUCGCCAUAUACAAUUAUAAAGAUGGAAAAAAGCUUCUCUUAGAUGUAACCAUCACCCAUCCCUUGGCGAAGCGGUCAAUCAGUGCCAGUUGUAGCAAACCUGGUUUUGCAGCAGCCGAGAAGGAGAGAGAGAAAGAUAGCAAGUACCUUGUCAAGUCAACAAAUCUUGGGUAUUUGUUUCGUCCCAUUGCCCUAGAGGUAUACGGCCGUUGGGGAAACACAGCGGAGACGACACUAGAAGAACUAUCAAAGAAGUCCCCUCAAUCUACAGGCUUAAAUCCCAGCGAAUUCAAGCUACAUUGGAGAAGGAGAAUAGCGAUCAAUCUUCAAAGGGCCAACUCAUCAAUCAUCCAAAACAAGGUGUCUGCCAUCGUUGGAAAGUGUAUCGGAAAUCCUGAUGCUGCUUUUACGAUGUCAGCAAGAUACUUUGGUGGUGACUUUACGUAGUUAGCUGUGAGUUUGUGUAGGUGUGUUGUAGUGUUUAGUUUGUAUUAGUGAUAGUGAUGUUCAAGUUAUUUGUCUAUUUAGUUAGAUAUACAAGUUUUCUUGCGAGUGACUGUCAGAUAAAGUGUGUUUACCAGUGAAAUUGAAUAAAGUGAGAGAGUGAGUGAGUGAGUGAGU
Molecule: messenger RNA, 3525 nt
Organism: Corticium candelabrum
Lineage: Eukaryota; Metazoa; Porifera; Homoscleromorpha; Homosclerophorida; Plakinidae
Exons: 1
Coding region: 85-3351 (1088 amino acids)
Source: RefSeq, a predicted model, not a curated record